GCCUGGCUGCCAACAACUGUAUGUUCUCAAGCAAAAAGCAACUGGCUGCAAUGCAAUGGAUUGGAUGCGGGCUUGGGAGAUCAUGCUGAGGCGAGUCCUCACCGGAGUGGCAUGCGACCGAGGGGCGGAGGUGCCCGAGGACCUGGCUAUGCUCCGCUGGCAUCGGGGCCAUCGGGGUCCGACAGCCCAGGCGAAAGGCAACGACUGGCGCCAGGUGGUGCGAGAGAAGGGCUUGCACAGCCUUCCCUCCGGCAAUGCACAGCGGCGAUCGCUGCAUGUGGCCGGGCACGAGCGUGGGACAAAGCUUUGGGGAUCUUGCAGAAGAUGCGAGAGGAUGGUCCACCACCAGAUGCGUUUUGCUGCAACAGUGCGAUCAAGGCCUGCAACAACUUGAAGCAGCAGCUUCAGGUUUUUGAUGGCAUGUGCCAUUUGGGCCCCUCACCGGACAUCGCCACGUAUGGCGCUCUGACGUCGUCCCUGGGCCGUGUCGCACGCUGGGAAGACUGCCUGGAGAUGCUGCGCGAGCUGGACUCCCAAAGCUUGGAGUCCAACCUCAUCGUGUACAGUGCUGCUAUCUCUGCCUGCGACAAGGGCUCCCAGUGGCAAGUGGCCAUAGAUCUGCUAGAGCGCCUGGAAGAUCAGGAAACUUCUUUAGUGUGCUGCAGUGCUGCCAUGAGCGCAUGUGCACGUGGCAGCCAGUGGGAGUUGGCUCUAGACCUCCUGGCCACAACACGUUCCGCAGGUUUGCAGUUUGACCUCAUUAUGUUCAGCACGGGCAUCAGUGCGGGUGCUCAAGGGAGUCAGUGGCAGCUGUCCUUGGGGCUCUUCCGCGAACUGCAGUGUCAACAGCUUCCCAAUCAGAUCGCCUACAAUGCCGCCGCUGAUGCGUUGAGUCGCAGCCAGAAUUGGAUUCUGACGUUGGAAUUUCUGAGUGAGAUGAGGCGCUCGAGCGCUCGCCCAGAUGCCAGCACCUUUAGCAGCCUCAUCCGUGCUUGUGGCUGUGCAGCUUUGUGGCAAGAGGCCUUGAUGGCCUUCCAGCAGAUUCGAGAAGGCUUGCUUUGGCCAGAUCUCAUUGCGUACCACUCAGCGGUCUCCGCGUGUGAAGAGGCUGCUGCCUGGGCUGCGGCUUUGGAGCUACUCAUGGACAUGAGGCGUUCUCGGCUGCCUGCCGACGCCCAGAUCCUCUCUGCCGCGGUCAGCGCGGCUGGGAGGUCUGGCGAGUGGGAAAUGGCACUCGCUUUGCUCGGCACAAGGCAGAUGGACACAGCACUCCGCAACGCGGCCAUCACCGCCUGUGGCAAGGUAUUCAUAUGUAUUUAUGGUCCGCAUGUGCUUUUGCAUAGCCGCUUUGGAGAGUGGCCAAUGGAUUUGCAACUCAAUCACUACCGCUUGGCACCCAUGAGCAGCCUUGAGGUGCUGAAGCUCUUGGGAAAGGGCGCCUAUGGCAUCGUGUGGAAAGUAAAGGAGUUGAACGGCCACGAGAACAUUGUUCGUUUGAUGAACGUGAUGAAGGCUGACAGCAGCCAGGACUUGUACGUCAUCUUCGACUACAUGGAGUCGGAUUUGCAGAAGGCCAUUGUUGGGAACCUGCUGCAGCCCAUUCAUGUAGAGUAUAUCACCUACCAGGUUCUUAAGGCUUUGAAGUAUAUCCAUUCCGCUGGUGUCCUGCAUCGCGACUUGAAGCCUGCCAAUGUCCUGCUGAACUCCAACUGCCACGCUCGCAUUUGCGACUUCGGCUUGGCCCGCACGGCUCUACCACAGCUGUUGCCCACCCGCCGCGACUCUCGUAGCUCCGAAGGUGAGGCUCCUCCCUUGCUGACGGACUACGUGGCCACGCGCUGGUAUCGUGCUCCAGAGCUCCUGUUGGGCUCCACGGUCUAUGCCGAGGGCGUGGACAUGUGGAGCGUGGGCUGCAUCCUGGGCGAGAUGGUGGCUGGAAAGCCCAUCUUGAGAGGCAGAUCCGCCAUGGACCAGCUUCAAAAGGUGGUCGAGCUGACCGGCAAACCCAGUGAACAGGACUUGCGCCCCAUUGUGACGACGUCGCAAUACGCGCGAAGCAUGUUGGAGAGCUUGGGCAAUGUGCGACAAAUGCCCUCUUCUGGUGUGCUGUUUCUUCUGAAGCUGCCGCAGUUGGCCAAGACAUUGACACUGAAUUUGCUGAAGUUCAAUCCAGAGAAAAGACCCUCCGCAGAGCUUGCCCUCCAGGAUGUCUUCCUGGAGAAGUUCUUUCUGCAAGAAGCGGAGCCGCUCUGUGACAAGGUCAUCCGCAUGCCCAUCGCAGACAUGACGAAGCUCAAGGCCUCGGACUACCGGGAUCAGAUAUAUACCAUGAUUGCGCAGCGGCGCAAAAUGGCUCAGGAGGAAGCUGCGGUGUUAGCUCGUCGUGGAAGGCACAGCCUGCGAAGGCAGAGCUCCCGCUACUCAGAGGCUUCGACAAGCAGUGUCCGAGAUCCAGCUCCGCUCUUCUGGAAUCACGAGGGUGGGGCUGCAGCGCCGCCAUCCACUCCAAAGUGA
Molecule: messenger RNA, 2514 nt
Organism: Durusdinium trenchii
Lineage: Eukaryota; Dinophyceae; Suessiales; Symbiodiniaceae
Source: the annotation of a GenBank genome assembly